UAAAUAAAAAACACAAUUAACCACCAGCCAGGUAUCACUGAAUCUAGCAUUACGGGUAACGUGGCAAAAUCACGGUCUUUCACCUGCGGUAGGAUUAAAUCUCAGCCGUGAACUUCCCUCCCCGCCGGAGCUCCACCUCCGAUCCAAGAUUCCCUUCUCCCAAGGGCCAAUGAACCCUUCCUCACGAUGAUUCAGUUUUGGUACUCUCUCUGACCUGAACAGAAAGGAAGCUUAACCCUCGGCAAUGGAGGGAGCCGGAGCAAUGGAGUGGGGCCCGCUUGCCUGGAGCCUGCUCUCGAGGGUGCGGCAGCAGUCGCCGUUGGUUCAGUGCAUCACCAACUUCGUGUCCAUGGAUCUGAUGGCUAACGUCCUCCUCUCCGCCGGCGCGUCGCCGGCGAUGAUCCACUCCCUGGAGGAGCUCCCCGAGUUCACUCCCAACGCCCACGCCCUGUGCAUCAACGUUGGCACCCUCACCUCCCACUGGCUCCCGGCCAUGAAGGCCGCGGCCAGCCUUGCGGUCCAGCAUGGGAAGCCUUGGGUCCUCGACCCGGUCGCUGCCGGCGCCUCCAGUUUCCGCCUGAAGGCCUGCACGGAGCUCGUCGAUCUUAGGCCGACCGUUAUCAGAGGAAACGGGUCCGAGAUCAUGGCGCUCGCCGACGCUACUGUCGGCACCGCCAAGGGAGUGGACAGCGCUCACAACUCGAUGGAUGCAGUAGAAGCAGCUAAGUCCUUGGCUCUAUCAAGCGGAGCUGUUGUUGCUGUAACUGGGGCUGUUGAUAUCAUCACGGAUGGCCACAGAGUCGCAGGGGCGGCCAAUGGAGUGGCGUUGUUGCAGAAGAUAACAGCCACUGGGUGUUCGGUCACUGCAUUGAUUGCAGCUUUUGUUGCAGUCGACCCGACACAUGCCUUUGAAGCAACAGCUUCGGCACUAUCCAUAUUUGGUGUUGCUGCAGAGAUGGGGAUAGAGAUGGCAAAGGGUCCAGCUUCGUUGCGCGUCCACUUGAUAGAUUCUUUGUAUGGGAUUGAUGAGGCUUCGGUAUUGUCUCGGGUGAAGAUCACGCACAUGAAAUGAUUUGGAAGAUCUCAUUAGGGGUAAAAGCUUAGCCAAUUCUUUAAGAGAAAGUGCUACCAAAUAGUUCUGCGAUCUCCUUCCUUUUGUGUCUCUUGGGGAAGUGUUCUCGGAGGGGUCUGCUAAGUGAACUUGUAAGCGGCUACUGAUAAAAUCAUUUAUAUCAGAGCUCAGCUCGUCUGCCAAGCAUAAAGUCUGUUUGGUCGCCAACGCUCUGGUUUGCUGUACCGGGAAAGAUACUAAUUAGAUCAUGCUCUGGUUCUCAUUUUAUGAU
This is a messenger RNA of Punica granatum (pomegranate), 1343 nucleotides long. The record is from RefSeq and is a predicted model, not a curated record. Lineage: Eukaryota; Viridiplantae; Streptophyta; Magnoliopsida; Myrtales; Lythraceae.